This is a messenger RNA of Opisthocomus hoazin, 625 nucleotides long. RefSeq names its product NELL2-interacting cell ontogeny regulator 1. Lineage: Eukaryota; Metazoa; Chordata; Aves; Opisthocomiformes; Opisthocomidae. The record is from RefSeq and is a predicted model, not a curated record.
GCUGCACUUGUUCUGUUAGCAGUUUGCAGCGGCCAUUUCAAAGAGACCGUCACAAAGACGAGAGGGAGAUCAGAGAAGCACCCAUUCCCAAGAUGCUGGCACCCUGCCUGCUGAGAAGAGUGAUCCUUACAGUUCCUUUAUUUUUUGUGAUUGCACUGCUUCUCGCAGAGCCGGUUAGAUCUGAUCAGGAAGCGGGAACAGCCAUACCAGCUGAAAGUCGUCCCUGUGUUGAUUGCCAUGCAUUUGAGUUCAUGCAGAGGGCUCUGCAGGAUCUAAAGAAGACAGCAUAUAAUCUAGACACACGGACAGAAACUCUGCUUCUUCAGGUGGAAAAGAGAAAUCUAUGCGACUGUGUAACUGCAAAUCUGCUGAACUGAAUCCUGGAGGCCUGCUAAGGAGUGUCACCUGUUCAGCAGUUUUUAAAAGGCAGCUGUAUAAAAUACAGCUUUACGGAGUUCAUGUUGCAAGCAUGUAUGCCCCAAUGUACUGAGAAAAUUGGGGGGUUGUACCUUAUGUAUAUGUCUGUUCUAUUUUUUGUUUGUUUGUUUGUUUUUUAAUAGUACCCUCUUGUCAUAUCACUGGGUUGCCAGUAAGGGCUCAGUUCCGUACAUCUGUUACUUGGUAU